This is a messenger RNA of Nanorana parkeri, 3243 nucleotides long. RefSeq names its product axonemal dynein light chain domain containing 1 (gene AXDND1). The coding region runs from base 154 to 3219 and encodes 1021 amino acids. The record is from RefSeq and is a predicted model, not a curated record. The transcript is spliced from 25 exons. Lineage: Eukaryota; Metazoa; Chordata; Amphibia; Anura; Dicroglossidae.
GGAGUGAGGUGGGACUUCUCUCCUCACGUUGUUUGUAUUGCUGGCUGUUUGGUGGUCUUUGUACACACACAGUAUGUGAGGUGUGCGGGUGACAAGCUUAGUGUCGGCUGUACGAGUGUCACAGCAUGAGAGCCACAUAAAGAGGAGUGCAACAUGUCAGUGAUUGAGUUCCCUUCACCCCCUGUGGGGCCCAAGUCCACAGGAAGGAGAGUGGUCACCACUGGUACCCUUCUAGCAAUCGGAGAACACAGUUCUGACUUGCUGCCUGUCCAGGAAAGGAAUGAUAGUUUGGAGCUAUCCCAACAACUUUCUACACUUGAACAGAAUGACUUUAUCCCGGAUGAACUCCUUCAUGUGCUCACUUCCACUGCUAAAAUAGCUGUAAAGACCGAGCUGGAUCCGGCCAAGAAAAAUAAACUUAUUAAAGAUGGAAAGGUUGGCCUCCGCACUACUGACCAGAUUUGGCAUCAUCCUCUUCGCAGGAGCAAGUUUAAACACCUGAUUGACCAUCCUGUCUGUUUGACAGGGGCUGGGAGGGAUAUUUCCUUCCUUUGUGAUUCUGUGGCAAUAGAAAAAAGAAAUACACCAAUAUCAAGUCUUCAGCCAACAGACAGAGGGGAUAUGUCACCUCGGACAAUGGAAGGAAAUAUUGGAGAGAGUAUUAUACCAAAGGAGUUCUACGUGGUUAAGAACAAAGGUGUUUUGGGACUGGAGUAUUAUGAAGAUAAGUACACAACCCUGCUUGAAGAUGAUGAGAAAAAGCUUCGUCUGUUUCCAUCCAUGAAGCCUAGUGGCAGAGGAGAGGUUCUCCAACUUAUGAAAGUCAUGGACAGCAUGUUAAAAGAUGCAGGGGUGGAUGAAAAAGACAUAAAAUUGGAAGGUCCAUCUCAGAUACAUAAUCUGUUGGAAUUGCUAAAGGCUGAGCAGAAUAUCUACAACAUUGUCUUUCAUGAGCUGAUCCGUCAGGUCAGUGUGGAGUGUGCAGAGAGAGGAGCACUAUUGGCUAAGCUCAGACAACGAUAUGUAAUGCUACUGGAUAAGAUCCCCCAGCAGGUGCUAAGUCUGUACAAUGACCUCUUGGCUCAGCGAGCUCUGGACCGAUGUCUCACGGAAGAGAUCAUUUAUUUCAAGAACUCUAUCGGAGAACUGACCAGUAUUCUGGAAGAGUAUCGUGAAUUGUAUGAAUUGCAGAGGAGUCGUUUGGAGAAGCAGGUUGUCCACCUCACAGAAGAAAGAGAUCUUUGGAGUUCUGCCACAUAUAGGUUGGCUAGAAAGGUAAUAGAAGGCAACCAGCUACAACUUGCUCGUAAAAUGUACUUAAGUGAGAAGGCCUGGACAAAGGUGGUCCAGCAUUUACUUGUGCUUCUUGCAUCAAAUGACACAAAGGACCUUUCCGAAAUCCAACAAAGUACCGAAAAAUGGCGAGAGCACAUGGCCCGCUUUGAUCAAGAGGUGAAGCGCAGUGAGGAGUCAAGCAGAGAGAAAUUGCAGAUUAUCUGUAGAGAUCUGAAGACAUGGCACUCUUAUUUUCAGGAAAAAGUCUUUGUAGAUUGGCACUACUACGCAGUACCCGAUGACAUGGUCGUAUCAGUGCUUGAAGACUUGAAAAGCUGGCAAAAUAUGCUGGCUGAAGAACAGCAGCAGUUUGAGGGGAAUAAAGUUCUGGGCAGUCAAGAGUCUCUGAAAGCUGCUGCUGACAUCCAGAAGGAAUGGUCUCAGGUUGGAGAGGAUGUUCUUAGAAGACAUCAGGGCUUAGAUGGUACUCCUGCUCAGGAGCACAAAGCCAUGGACGAUCUAAAUAACACCAUAGAGAUGCUAUGCGAGCAGUACAGGAGAAGAGUGGAAGGGGAAAAUGGACUUGCCAGAGGUCUCGUGGCAUUUUCAAGCAGCUUGGAAAACUGGUCUGUGCCAAUGUUUCGACUUAAAUAUGCCCCCGGCAAUAUUAAAGAAUCUGACUGGUUAAACUUUUAUCAUCUUCUACCUGAAUGGACUGCUCAGGCAGAAAGAUUAUUGAAAUUAACUGGGAGUCCGAAUUCAGAAGAGAAACCCAUCUUAAACUCAAUUGAAAAGUUGGAGUCUGAAGAUGUCUUUAAGAUGCUGCAGCACUGGGUUCUGAAUAUCACAAGUGGAAUGGAAAGGGACAAUGUGCAACUUACCCAGCAGGUAACAACCCUUCACACAGCAAUGGUCCAGUACAUGGUGAAUGUCCUGAUCUUAUUAUCUCCAGACUACUCCUCUGAUCCCUCAGACACUACACAUACUGGGUUUGGUGAGGAAGAGUUUGCUACUACAGUUCCUGUGCAGAAUGUUCAAAAGCAAGCCCUUGAAUUAUCCGUCAAAUUAAACAAUUUCUCCAUUUACAUCAUGAGUGAUCUGGUAACAACCCUUCACACAGCAAUGGUCCAGUACAUGGUGAAUGUCCUGAUCUUAUUAUCUCCAGACUACUCCUCUGAUCCCUCAGACACUACACAUACUGGGUUUGGUGAGGAAGAGUUUGCUACUACAGUUCCUGUGCAGAAUGUUCAAAAGCAAGCCCUUGAAUUAUCCGUCAAAUUAAACAAUUUCUCCAUUUACAUCAUGAGGUGUUGCCAGGAGAUGGUGGAGAGCAUUCCUCAGAAUGAGGAUGACGGUUAUGAGCUGAGGCAGCUACAAACAAUCAAGAGUUCAUGUGAUGAGUGGAUUGAAACUUGCCGACUGCUUCUAUCAAAAGUCAAAGAUAAGAAAGGCCCUUCUGAGACAGCACAACACCCUCACAUCAGUGAGACCAAGGGUAUGAUACAUGCUAACGGAUCCAGUCUUCAGAAUGGAGUGACAUCUGAACAUGACGUUGUAAAGAUAAUUGGUUAUGAUGGAAACAUUUGCAUGAAGAGCUUGAAAGAUGAAAUCCCUGUCACUCAUGAGAGUGCUUUACAAGUUAGCAGGCCAACCACCUCAAAAUCUAUGCAAGCUUUUCAGUCCUUGACAUCUCUGGAACAAAUGGAAAAGAGACUUUUGCAUGCAGAGAUGAGGGCUCAAAAAGCCGAAGAACGAUCCGAGGAUCUGGAUGAGCAAUUAAAAGCAGCACUGCAGAAAAUACAAGAGCUAGAAAUCAAAUAUCAAGAAGAUGAAAACAAAGUAGAGGAAUCCCCAGCUGCCAAAGAAGUUAUGAAUGAACCAGUUCACCUUCCAGCUCCCACCAAGAAGAGACCCAAAUCAAGCAAAGUCAAACAACAUAAAUGAAUAUAUACAUCACUUAAAGCUGAU